UGCUGUCUCAGGUCAGCUGAGUGCUGUGAGAGCUGUGAACAUUUACUAGCACAGUAAAAUAAUAUCAGAAAUAAACAGUUGGCUACUCUAAACUUUAGUUAUAUGACUUACAUAUUUAUUGUUUUUAUAAACGGCUAACUACAUGGCGGCGACAGGACACCAGGGCUCCUCAGAACGAGAGGACCGGUCCUGCUCAGUGACUCACUACGGCUCCACAGACAGCAGCGGGGAUCAUGACCAACAGAGAAACAAUCAUGGUAAUUACCACAGCAACCAUCGGUUUCCCACAGCGACGGCAGGUCAUUGGAUCGGGGCUAAUCAGGAAGAGGAGGCCAUUCGCAGGAAGUUGAAAUACUUCUUCAUGAGCCCUUGUGAUAAAUAUCACGCAAAGGGCCGCAAGCCUUAUAAGCUGAUCCUACAGCUGCUCAAGAUCAUUAUUGUCACAGCUCAGUUAGUGCUAUUUGGCCUCAGUAACCAGGUGGUGGUGACCUUCAAGGAGGAGAAUACUAUGACCUUCAAGCACCUCUUCCUCAAAGACUAUGACGAGUCUUCAGAUGACUCCUUUGCCGUUUAUACUCAGAGCGACGUCUACGACCACAUUUUCUACGCUGUGGAGCAGUAUCUGGCCUUACCAGAGACCACAGUGGGACGCUACGCAUAUGUCUAUGGUGUUGGUGUGAAUGGCAGUGCGCUGUCCCUCUGCCAACAGUACUACAAGAAGGGGAGCAUUGACCCAGCCAAUGACACCUUCAGUAUAGACCCUCACGUCAUCACAGACUGUGUAGGUGUGAACCCGCUGUCUGUCCCUCCAGCUCCACUCACCAGCAGCUACAAGAACUUUACUCUCAAGUUCCACAAGUUCAUUAAUGUCACCAUAGAGUUCCAGCUGAAGGCGAUCAAUAUACAGACCAUCAUCAACAAUGAGAUCCCAGACUGUUACACUUUUUAUAUAACGAUAGUCCUGGACAACAAGGCCCACAGCGGCAAGGUGAAGAUCCGGUUAGAAAACCAGGCAACCAUAAAGGAGUGUAAAGACCCGAGUGUCUCUGGACACGCUGAGAACUACACACGUGUCGCGUUUGAUGUGGCUGUGGCUCUUGUGUGCAUGCUGUCACUGAUGCUGUGUGGACGCUCCAUACUGCGAGGCAUCAUCCUGCAACAGGAGUUUGUGCAGUUCUUUAGGGAGACCCUGGACCGUAAAGUGUGUUGGGCUGACCGGCUGGAGUUUAUUAACGGCUGGUAUAUCCUCCUUAUUGUCAGCGAUAUCCUCACCAUCACUGGCACCAUCAUCAAAAUCGGCAUCGAGUCGAAGAAUAUGUCCUCGUAUGACUUGUGUGGCAUCCUGUUGGGAACUUCCACACUCUUGGUGUGGGUUGGAGUAAUUCGCUACCUCACAUUCUUCCAAAAGUACAAUAUCCUGAUUGUGACACUUCGAGCAGCAUUCCCUAAUGUGAUUCGCUUCUGCUGCUGCGUGGCCGUCAUCUAUCUGGGCUACUGCUUCUGCGGCUGGAUCGUCCUCGGACCAUACCACGUCAAGUUCCGCUCUCUGUCCAUGGUGUCAGAGUGCCUCUUCUCCCUCAUUAAUGGAGACGACAUGUUCGUGACGUUCUCGGAGAUGCAGGAGAGCAGCACUCUGGUGUGGCUGUUCAGCCAAGUUUACUUGUACACCUUCAUCUCCCUUUUCAUCUACAUGGUGCUUUCACUGUUCAUCGCCCUCAUCACCGGAGCCUACGAGACCAUCAAGCACCAAACCCAAGAACCCAUCCACAUCACAGACCUGCAUGCCUUCAUAGCAGAAUGUACAGACGCACCAAGCUCUGGGAAGUUCAGGGGUCUGGAGACCUCGCCGUGCUCCUUCUUCUGCUGCUGUGACAGAACGACAACAUAUGAGGACGUCCUGCUAGUGAACUGAAGUUGACCUUAGGUGACCUCGAUCCUCCCCUGAUGACAACAGGGAUACGCUGCACACUCCUGAAGGGCCCCUGUCUCUGUAGCAACAUACUGAGUCUGGGUCAAGCCUCAGCACUCGUGUGAAGGAGGAGUCACCAUUAGCUGGACAGGCACUCUGUAGAAGGAAUGUGUAACAACACUUUUCCUUCUGACCUUUUAUUUUCCCUGUCCUCAACUCCAUGAACUAGAAACUCUGCCUUAUACAAGACUGGACCAUCAUGGAUGACUAAUGCAGAGACAUUUCUCUUUUCCUUGUUGGUUUUUAAAACAAAAACAGUAUUUUUUCUUAUGAAUUUAAUGAUGCACAAUGAACCAGCGACAGUACAUAUUGUCAAAAUACUAAGUGGGAACAGGUGCCAUGAUGAGUACUGGAGUAGUCCAUACAUGAUGCUGACUGUUUUUUAUUUUUGUGUUUUUCCUUUUAUAGUAUUUCAACAUAGGUUGCCCCUUGAAGACGGGGCUCUUAAAUUGAGGCAUUCAUUCAUCUCACAAAACAUU
Messenger RNA from Chelmon rostratus (copperband butterflyfish), 2448 nucleotides. It is a transcript of the gene mcoln1a, whose product is annotated as mucolipin TRP cation channel 1a. Lineage: Eukaryota; Metazoa; Chordata; Actinopteri; Chaetodontiformes; Chaetodontidae. The record is from RefSeq and is a predicted model, not a curated record. Gene Ontology annotation, cellular component: lysosomal membrane; plasma membrane. The transcript has 14 exons. Bases 143 to 1912 code for a protein of 589 amino acids. Gene Ontology annotation, molecular function: NAADP-sensitive calcium-release channel activity.